Molecule: messenger RNA, 1548 nt
Organism: Fusarium poae
Lineage: Eukaryota; Fungi; Ascomycota; Sordariomycetes; Hypocreales; Nectriaceae
Exons: 4
Coding region: 1-1548 (515 amino acids)
Molecular function (GO): heme binding; monooxygenase activity; iron ion binding
Source: RefSeq, a predicted model, not a curated record
AUGGCUGAAACUCGGAGUUUUCUGAAUCUAGUGGUGACAGCCAUAGUCACUUUGUCCUCCCUACUUGUCUUUCCCAUUGUCUAUAGACUUUGGCUGCACCCUCUCCGGAGAGUGCCGGGUCCGAGACUUGCUGCCAUUACGACUCAGUGGCAGGUACGUAAGAUCCGUGCCGGAAAGCCGUUUCUGCAAGAUGUUCAUGAGAAAUAUGGACCUGUCGUUAGAAUUGGACCAAACAGGAUUUCUGUUAGUUCCGAGGAAGGGUUUAACAAGAUUUACAAUUCCACCAAGGCCUUCCAGAAGUCUGAUUGGUACAAAGUGGCCUCUGCAGGUCACAGCCUCUCCACCAUGCUUGGUCUCACGAAACGUCCAGAUAGCCUCGACCUGUUCACAGAGACAGACAUGAACAAGUACUACGCUCAACAAGAACUACUUGCGGAUGUGUAUAGUACUACAAAUGUAACAAAGUACAGAGAGCACGUCACAGAAGUUCUGGAUCGCGUGUGCGACAGAAUCAAGCGCCUCAAUGGCACCAAAGCCUCGCUGAUGGAGUGGAUGCACAUUAUUGUCUUAGAGUGUAUUGGUGAAGUGACCUUCUCUGAAGGCCCGCCAAAGUAUCUCGAUGAAGGUAGCGACUUUGGAGUGAUUGAAGGCACUCUCUGGGGAAGAUGGCAAUGGUGGUCUGUACUGGGUCUAUAUCCUAGACUUGCUGUUUUAACCCAGGUUUGGCCAUCGAUAUUCAUUCCUAUCGCAACAGUCUUCACCGGACUUUCUUUUCCUCGGGAAAAAAGCCCAGUGCCCCUCAUUCCAUGGGUCGUUUCUCGGAUUCAAGCCAUGGUACAAUCAAGCAAUGAAGUCAAGACUGCGAUGCCAGAAACAAAUUUGAUCAACCAACUUCUCAAUGCCAACAAGAUCGAUUCUGAUCUCAAGUUGGACUAUAUCAAGAACAUAUCAAGGACGAACUUUCUGGCCGGCCACGCAACAAUGACAGCAAGCGUCACGGGUUGUGUGGCUGGGAUAGCGAGCAGAAGAGAUCUUCAAUCACAAUUUGAGAUCAAGUGUCGCAAGCCAGAAGUGGCCUUGGAAAACCUCUGUCAAGACCCUUUAGUUCAUGCUUCAAUCAAUGAAGGUCUUAGACUUUACGCUGGGACCGGAGCCAACCUCGAUCGCAGAGUCCCCACUGGGGGGAUCUCGCUUCAUGGAUUUUAUAUCCCAGGCGGAACUGAUAUCGGCACCUCAAGCGCAAUUCUGCAGACUAACAAAAAGAUUUUUGGGCAAGAUGCAGCUGAGUUUAGACCUGAGAGGUGGCUAUCAAAGGAAUCAUCUCAAUUGUCGAAACUGGACACGGUAAAUCUCAUCUGGGGCGAGCCGCACCGACGAUGUCCAGGACAAAAUUUGGCUCUCAUGCUUAUUGAAAUGAUCGUCCCAAGAUUGUUUAGGGAGUUUGACAUUCAGGUUCAGGGCCCAGACAAUCUUCUAGCAACGGCGCCUCCAUUUUUUACAACGUCCAUCACGGGCUACAGUGUUCGAUUUCUUCCAAAGAGCCACUAA